AUGGAGCUGUGGUUUUGGGUUCUCAGCUUGUUUCUUUGCAUCCUCACGAUAGUUGGAAAUGGAUUUGUCAUCUUCCUCGUCUGCAGAAAACGUCAGCUUCGCACCGAAACCAACACAUUCAUUGUAUCCUUAGCAGUGGCUGAUUCGGCUGUGGGAAUGAUUGCUGCUCCUUCGUAUUUUCUCUGUAACAUGAUAAAUGAGUGCAUCUCCGAUAAAAAAGCAAGCUCAUUCGUGAUAAAUGUAUGGGUGUUCAUACUUUACGCUUCUGGAACAAACUUGUUUAGCUUAGUUCUGGAACGCUAUAUCGCCGUCGUGAAACCGUUGAAAUACAUAACUUUUAUGACUAGCCGCCGAGUCAUUCAGAUGGUUCUUACAUCUUGGGCAAUUCCUUUUCUUUUCGCUAUUAUUUCAUUUGCGAUGAGACUGAAUUCAUUCCAU
This is a messenger RNA of Pocillopora meandrina, 438 nucleotides long. NCBI's taxonomy places the organism in Eukaryota, Metazoa, Cnidaria, Anthozoa, Scleractinia, Pocilloporidae. The record is from the annotation of a GenBank genome assembly.